Molecule: messenger RNA, 4036 nt
Organism: Gekko japonicus
Lineage: Eukaryota; Metazoa; Chordata; Lepidosauria; Squamata; Gekkonidae
Gene: TBC1D4
Product: TBC1 domain family member 4
Exons: 21
Coding region: 1-3366 (1121 amino acids)
Source: RefSeq, a predicted model, not a curated record
AUGCAGCCCCCCAACUCUCUGGGCCGCCUGGAAGAAUCCCCACGGCUGCCCCUUCCCCAAGCGCAGCUUGCUUCCCCACGUAGGCAAGCAGACUGCAAACGCUGCAAAGCCUCCCAGGCUGGCAAGGGCAGAAAGCCCAGAUAUGAAGGUUUGCCAGUAUGCUUGCUGUUGAAUUUGAGAAGGAAGAACGUUCCAGAUGUGAUCAGCAGCAUCAGGCAGGCUUCCAAAGCAGCCCUCAAGGAGGACGUCAAACCCAGUAAAGACAGUGAAGAUGCCUUCUACAACUCCCAGAAAUUUGAGGUCCUCUACUGUGGGAAGGUGACCGUGGCUCACAAAAAGGCCCCCUCCACGCUGAUCGACGACUGCAUCGAGAAGUUCAACCAGCACGAGCGCCAGCGCCUGAAGCUGCUGAGCGAGCAGCGCAAUGCAGAGUCCAGCGCCGACCUUGCUGAGAACGAAGGCGACGCACCGUCUUCUCCUUUGGACAGUCCCUUUGAGGAGAUGGAUGGCAUGGACACGACUGCCGGUAGUCAUGCUGGGAUGUUUACGCUUGGGAGCCAGACUAAUCUGGCGAGCCUGGCUAGCUCCCGUCUCUCUUUCCCCGAGCGGAUUUUGGAGGAUUCUGGGUUUGACGAUCAGCAGGAGUUCCGCUCCCGAUGCAGCAGCGUCACGGGUGUUAUGCAAAGGAAGGUACAUGACAGUGCCUUAAAAACACAGCCGCGGAGACGACACGCAAGUGCCCCCAGCCACGUCCAGCCCUCUGAUUCUGAGAAGAACAGGACGAUGUUAUUUCAGGUUGGCCGAUUUGAAAUUAACCUCAUCAGUCCAGACUCUAAAUCUGUUGUCUUUGAGAAGAACUUUAAAGAUAUCUCGUCAUGUUCUCAGGGCAUAAAAAACAUUGAUCACUUUGGUUUUAUUUGUCGAGAGUCUACUGAACCCGGCAUCAAUCAGUAUGUUUGCUAUGUAUUCCAGUGUGCGAGUGAGUCUUUGGUUGAUGAGGUAAUGCUCACUCUCAAGCAGGCCUUUAGCACCGCUGCUGCACUCCAGAAUGCCAAGACUCAAAUUAAACUGUGUGAGGCCUGUCCGAUGCACUCCCUGCAUAAACUCUGUGAAAGGAUUGAAGGUCUUUACCCACCAAGAGCCAAGCUUGUGAUUCAGAGACAUUUGUCAACUCUCGGUGACAAUGAGCAAGCUGACAUCUUUGAACGUGUCCAGAAAAUGAAGCCCGUUAGUGACCAGGAAGAAAAUGAGCUCGUGAUCUUACAUCUGCGGCAGUUGUGUGAAACGAAACAAAAGACGCACGUGCACAUUGGCGAGGCACCGGCGAAUACCUGCAACAACUCAGUUCCCGAAAUCGCAGCAAGCGGCGGCAGGUUCAAACUUGACGUUCUGAAAAACAAGGCCAAGAAGUCCUUGACUAGUUCUCUGGAAAACAUUUUCUCAAGGGGAGCUAACAGAAUGCGUGGCCGUUUGGGGAGCAUGGACAGCUUUGAAAGAUGCAACAACCUCUCCUCAGACAAAGACUGCUCCUCUGGGGAGUCUCCUCCCCCCACUCCCCCGGGGUCGCCAAUAUCCUCAGCUUGGCAGCCGUUUCCCGAAGAGGAUUCCGAUUCGCCUCAGUUCAGAAGACGGGCGCACACCUUCAGCCACCCGCCGUCCAGCGUGAAGAAAAAGAUCUCCUUCCAAGACGGGAGGUCCCAAAGUGUCAAGUCUCCUCUCCUGAGACAGAACUCCGUGGAACAGAGCAGGCCGACACUUGCCCGACGUACUCGCAGUGAGAGUGAAUCAUCUGCUCCAUCCAGCCUCCCUUCUUCCUUCUCUGCCCCAUCUUUCCUGAAAAGCUUUUACCAGAGCUCAGGAAAGCCACCUCCUCAGUCUGAAAAUGAACUUCCCAAGAGUAAUGGGGAAAGACGAAAAAGGACGUCUUCGGUCUGCAGCAAUGACUCCGUAAAUGCCGGUGGAGUCCCUCUUACCCCACGCCGGAUCUCCUGGCGACAGAGAAUCUUCCUCAGGGUAGCGUCCCCCAUGAAGAAGUCUCCCUCAGCGAUGCAAAAUCAAGAUGGAGGGGACGGGAGCGAAUUGUUACCCCUGUCUCCCCUUGCGCCAUCUUUGGAAGAAGACCCCCUGGCUUCCAUAUUGCAAAACGAUGAUGCCCAAGACAGGACUGGGGAGAAGAAGAACUCUGAAGAGCUGCAGAGCCUGUGGAGAAAAGCUAUCCAUCAACAAAUACUGCUGCUUCGGAUGGAAAAAGAAAACCAGAAACUGGAAGCGAGCAGAGAUGAGCUUCAAUCGCGAAAGGUUAAAUUGGACUACGAGGAAGUGGGUACUUGUCAGAAAGAUGUGAUCAAUGUCUGGGACAAGAAGCUCUUAAACUGCAGAGCCAAAAUCAGAUGCGACAUGGAAGACAUUCAUGCGACUCUGAAAGAUGGUGUACCAAAAAGCCGCCGGGGAGAAAUCUGGCAGUUCCUUGCCGUGCAGCAUCGUGUCCGACAUCGGCUGUCGAACAAGCAACAGCCCCCCGACAUCUCCUACAAAGAGCUCCUGAAACAGCUGACGUCUCAGCAACACGCAAUCCUUGUCGAUCUAGGCAGGACCUUUCCGACGCACCCUUAUUUCUCUGCUCAGUUGGGAGCAGGGCAGCUUUCACUCUUCAAUCUCCUGAAAGCCUACUCCUUGCUGGACAAGGAGGUGGGCUAUUGCCAAGGUAUCAGCUUCGUGGCCGGAGUGCUGCUUCUCCACAUGAGCGAAGAGCAAGCCUUUGAAAUGCUGAAGUUCCUCAUGUACGACCUGGGCUUCCGGAAGCAGUACAGGCCGGACAUGAUGUCGCUGCAGAUCCAGAUGUACCAGCUGUCCCGGCUUCUCCACGACUACCACAGGGACCUCUACAACCACCUUGAAGAGAACGAAAUCAGUCCCAGCCUUUACGCCGCACCUUGGUUUCUCACCUUACUUGCUUCGCAGUUUCCAUUGGGAUUUGUAUUUGAGAUGGAUAUUUCUAAACAGCUUCACGCCUAUGAAGUAGAGUAUCACGUUCUGCAGGACGAGCUUCAGGACGACUCGAAUCCAUGCGAGAAUGGCGAGGCUCCGGAGAAACUCGAAAGGGUGAACAAUCAGCUUAAGAGGCAGAACAUGGACCUCUUGGAGAAACUGCAGGCAGCUCACACUCGACUCCAGAGCUUGGAAUCCAGUUUGGAAGACGUCUUGGUGCGAGAGAGCAAAAUGAAGAGCCUGAUCCUGUCCCUGGAGCACGAGAAGGCGCUUUACCGAAAGGCUAUCGAGAAGAUCUGCCAGUACCUCCCCACCGAGGCCCUGUCGGCCUGCGAGCAGCUGCUGAAGGAGGUGGACUGCCACCCAAACAUGAUCUAGAAAUAAGCCAUAUAUCGAGAGUUGCGGGCGACGCCGUUUCUGACAAUAAAGGAAAGAGACAGACCGGCCGCUGUGGAGGGUAUCUGCUCCGCCUCACACGGGUACUGGGAUCCUUAGAGCAUCAAGAGAGGCCUUUUCAACCUUGAUAUGCAAAUCCCAGGCUAAAUGUUUUUUUUUUAAUAGUGCGUGUAUGUAAACUGCAAUGCAAAAAGAAAAGAAAAAAGGUCAGAUCUAAUGAAGACAAUUAGAUAUGUAUUUAGGAUUGAUCUAAGGGGGUGGUGGGGGAUGAAAUUUCGCUCGCGGAAACUGGUGGUUGACUUUUGGAACGUCGACCUCAGUACGUUUUUCUUGACCUGUAGUCAAAGGAACACUGUUGUGUCUUUCUAUACAUUAAUUAAUACUUGAAAAGAAACAAGAAUGUAAUUUUGCCCCCCUCCAAAGAAUAGCAUGUUUCUCAUUGUAGUGUGGGGGGGCUGCUUUUGUAGAGGCAGUGAUGGAGGUGGGGGAGAUGAGGGGAUCCGAGCGAAAUCCCCGCGAGCUCUUAUGUGCCUGUAAUAAAUCCUAUGGACAACUUCCUCUAUGUAACAGUAAUACCCGCUGGCUGUCCAGAUGUGAUUUUGCUGCUGAGAAUCACUGUUGCCAAGUUGCUUCCCCCCCCCCGUACUUCCAA